UGCUGCUGCUGCUGGGCCCUGCCGGGGUCGCGAAAGGAGUUUGGAGCGACCUUUGGUUUGCCUGCGGGGGUCGGGAUCGUCCCCGUCCCCCCCGCCACCCGCUCCGAGCUACGUUGCUUCCCUCCGCCCUUUACGGGUUCCCUCAUGGAGACCGUCGCCCCCGUUGCUCCUGGCCCCGGAGCGGGACCGUUUCCCUCGCUUUUCCCCCCGGGGCUACACGGGAUCUACGGCGAGUGCCGGCGACUGUACCCGGAGCAGCCCAACCCCCUGCAGGUCACGGCGAUUCUCAAAUACUGGUUAGGUGGACCGGAUCCUCUGGACUAUGUCAGUAUGUACAGGAAUUUGGGAAGUCCAAAUCAAAAUGUUCCUGAGCACUGGCAUUAUGUAAGCUUUGGACUAAGUGACUUGUAUGGUGAUAACAGAGUGCACGAAUUUACUGGACCAGAUGGACCAAGUGGUUUUGGAUUUGAGCUGACAUUUCGACUUAAGCGUGAAACUGGGGAAUCUGCACCACCCACCUGGCCAGCAGAGUUAAUGCAAGGCUUAGCCAGAUAUGUCUUCCAAUCAGAAAAUACAUUCUGUAGUGGUGACCAUGUAUCCUGGCAUAGUCCAUUGGACAACAGUGAGUCUAGAAUCCAACAUAUGCUCCUGACUGAAGAUCCACAAAUGCAGCCAGUUCAGACACCAUUUGGAAUCGUAACAUUUCUCCAGAUUGUUGGAGUAUGUACAGAAGAGCUUCAUGCAGCACAGCAGUGGAAUGGGCAGGGUAUAUUAGAAUUGCUUCGGACUGUUCCUGUAGCAGGAGGUCCAUGGUUAAUCACAGAUAUGCGACGUGGGGAAACAAUAUUCGAAAUAGAUCCACAUCUGCAACAGGACCGAGUUGAUAAAGGGAUUGAAACAGAUGGCUCAAAUCUAAGCGGUGUCAGUGCAAAAUGUGCCUGGGAUGACCUUAGCCGGCCACCAGAGGACGAUGAAGACAGCAGAAGUAUCUGCAUUGGUACACAUCCUCGACGAUUGUCUGGAAAAGACACAGAACAAAUUCGAGAAACUCUACGAAGGGGACUAGAGAUUAACAGCAAGCCAAUUUUGCCACCAAUUAAUACUCAGAGGCAGAAUGGAUUGAACAGUGACAGAGCACCGAGUCGUAAGGACAGUUUAGAAAGUGACAGCUCAGCAGCAAUCAUUCCUCAUGAACUGAUUCGCACAAGACAGCUUGAGAGUGUGCACCUAAAAUUCAACCAGGAAUCAGGAGCAUUAAUUCCACUUUGUUUAAGAGGCAGAUUAUUACAUGGUCGGCACUUUACAUACAAAAGUAUUACAGGAGAUACAGCAAUCACUUUUGUAUCUACAGGAGUUGAAGGGGCCUUUGCUACAGAGGAGCAUCCAUAUGCAGCACAUGGACCCUGGUUACAGAUCUUACUUACAGAAGAGUUUGUGGAAAGAAUGCUGGAAGACCUAGAAGAUCUGAGUUCUCCAGAAGAAUUCAAGCUUCCAAAGGAAUAUAGUUGGCCUGAAAAGAAACUAAAAGUCUCCAUCUUACCUGAUGCUGUAUUUGACAACCUACUCCAUUAAAGACAGCUGACGCCCACAAGUAGCAGCUUACUGUUUAUUGCCCAAGGACUAAUGGGAGCAUUGAGUAGAGUAAAAGUUGGUCCUGACAAUGUUGCUGCAUAACUACAGCAGAAGAGAGGUUACUCAACAACAGUUCAGCCAGAAAUGCUCAUGUCUGGUUUUUUUUCUUUUUCAUCAUGGCUGAACUCUCAGUAUCUGCGUAUGAAUGAGUACAAGAAUUAGACAGAGGAAGAAAUAUUCCAUUAUGAGUAGCAGCUGUAAUACAUCUUCCACUAUUUUAACUGGCUCUAGAACUGCCUGCUGCCACCUUAGUUCAGGGUUUAUAUUCCUCAUCUGCAUUUAUUGUACACAUUUUUCACCUGUAAGCACAUAAGCACAUGUUCUCCAUAAUGCCAAAUUUCUUUUGUUAACCAGGCUUCUCCUUGGCAGAAUUAUUCCUUUAAUGCAAGUUGCAAUUCCAAAAAGAAAGUAGGAUUCUCUACAUGUAUUGAGAGUAAAUAGAGUAAAAAUUACUCUAUUAUCUUGGCUCCAAGCAUUUCUUGUGGUUCAGCUGCAGUGAAGUUGGGUGGGUGGGUUUGGUUUUUUAGCUCAGAUUAGUUGAGUGUAGCUGAAUUUUAGAACCCAAAUUUUGAGCCCUAUAAUGAAAUGAGCCUUUCAUUUGCUUUUCUGUAAAGAAUGGAUAAUUCACUAGUAAGAUAACAUCCAAAACCAGUUUAAUGAUAAUAAUAUCAGCAACAACUUCCAAAUUGAGCCUGUGAAUAUUAACAGAUUUAGAAAGAAACCUAGCUGUAAUUCAGUUGGACUUAUUUCUAAAAAAAUGUAUGUUAAAUUAUAAGUUUUUAUAUAUUACUUUGAGAAUGUUUGGAGACAAUAAGCCCCCCCGACCCUUUUAGACACUUUAAUUGAUAAGAUAACCCUAAAUUAUUGGAUUAUAAAGCAUAUUAAAUAAUCACUCAUUUCUUUUACUGAUGACCAAGCAAGAAAUAUGAGUGAUUAAUUUUAUAUGCUUUUCUCAUUGUACUCACUGAGCUAUAAAAUGAGUUAAUGGCUUGUCUUAUUUGUAUUAGCACUGUUAGCACUUCUGUUUUUAUGAAAAUUCCUGAUGCUGCACUCUUUCUGAAAAAUUUCCACCAACUCUCUUUGUUUCAGGUCCUAGAGGUGCCCAAGAGCCUGUUAUCUUAUAUCAGCUUUGGAACAAAGCAGUCUAUAAAACAUUUAAGUUUUGUUAAAACCAUCUUCUCACUUUUUAUUAAUGUAAUAGAAAGCUCUGAUGAGCAUUGAUUGAAUCAGGCCUCUCCAGAAAUUGUAAUUCAUAUAGAAGUAUAAAUUAUUUUUGAACUAUGUGAAAAUAUGUACUUUUUACAACAGGGGUCCCCAACCCUUGGGCUCGACCCACCACUGGGCCAUGGCCUAUUCUGAAUUGAGCUAUGCAAGUGGCUGGCCGGAGCGUGUGCAUGUAUGCACAACAACCUACGUGAAUAGCAGGCUGGCGGGCACUCACCCAUAUGUGCACCAGCCCGCUGCUCAAGCAAGUCAACCUGCGUGCCAGCCCGCCACUUGCGCAAAGCCUGUGUGUGCACACAAAGUCGCCCCAAGCCGCAAAGGUUGGGGACUGCUGUUUUACAAUCUACAAAUUUUCAGUGGUCUUCAUCUGUAACUCAAAGGAUAGGUUAGACUCGCAUCGGACAAAAAAGGGAAAACUUUUUUACGCAAUGACAUUUUGGGAAAAGAGAAAGAAAUACACAUUAAACAUGAGAUAGUCUUUAUGCAUUGUGAAGUACUGUAUUGUUAACAGACUUUUUGAAUACUGUGAUGUAUUAACCUGUUCUGAUAUUAGAGAUCAUAAAGCAAGAAGGCUUUGGAAUCUGUAACAUAAGUGAGAGUCUUUUGGAGAGCCUAGUUCCGUGAUGAUGAACCUGUGGCACGCGUGCCACAGGUGGCACAUGGAGCCAUAUCGGUUGGCACGCAAGCUCAGUUCCGGUGUGCAUGCAUGCGCCAGCCAGCUGAUUUUCGGGCCUUUUGGGCCCACUGGAAGUCAGGAAACAGACUGUUUCUGGCCUCUGGAGGACCUCCAGGGGGUGAGAAAGGCCUUUUCUGCCCUCCCCAGACUCCUAGAAAGGCUCUGGAGCCUGGGGAGAGCGAAAAACGGGCCUACUGGGCCCACUGUGCCAUCACGUGCCAAAAGCGGGAUGAGCGGGCACAUGCACAGGGGGGUAGGCGGCAUAGAAUUAUGGGUGUGGCCACGUGCGCAUGCGAUCCCCCCCCCCCGCGCGCUUUUGGCAUGCGAUGGCAAAGAGGUUAGCCAUCACUGGCCUAGUUCAUACUUUGUUUUGAGUAGAUAUUUAAAUAAAAUUAACAGUGUUAAAUUAAUAAUAGAAUAUUGCAAAGAUGUGCAGAGCUAACCGUAAGAUUCUCUGGAGGAAAUGCACAUGGGUGGUGUUCACAUAUACUGUGCAACCAAGAUCAUUAACCAUUAUUUGUUGAACAAGCCAGAAUCAAUUUUCUGGGACAGCAGAGUGAUUGUGACUUUGAUCAGUUUCUUAUUUUCACUCCAUUUCUUCUAUCAUUCAGGUGAUAUUUCAUAGUAUUCUUAACAAAAGUUAAAAGAACAAGGUUUGUUUGUUUGUUUGUUUGUUUGUAGGAAGAUUUGUUCUAUAAUUUGCUCUCUAAUUAAGCAAGUUAAUUAGAGGGCCAAGGGCCAAGUGUGGUGCCCAGAUCUUCUUUUGAUAGCCCUCAGAUCUUCAUCCAACUGUACUGCAAAUGUUGGCACUACAAAUGAUGAAAAUUGCUAGCCUGGUUUCCCACCAUUUUAUGACAAAAUAUUCAUUAAAACUAGUAUAUGGUCUGUAACACACAAUGCAUUUUUUUUAAAAAAAACAAAUCCCCUGCAAAAUCAAGAAAAUUCUACUUCCGCUCAUUUAUCUGAGAGCCCCAUCCACUCCUUUGUACCCUAGGAAAUAUGUAUAACUUCCAUCCUCAAAAAGGAUAGUCCUGAGAAUUUUGUGAUUAUUGUUAUUUUGGCUUUGUAAGAUUGAUGGAAUUGGCGUUGUUUACUUUUUUGUUGUUGGCGGUUUUGUUAAAUGUACACUAUAUUGGGUUUUUAAAAAAGAAUUCGUAGAAUUUAGAGAGCAAUUCUGUUUUGUGUAGGUUUGGUUUCGCCUGUGUCUGUUAUCUGAGUAUGGUUAGUUUUAUUUCUAUGAAAUGGGUAUUUUGUUGAAAUGUGUAUGCUUUGCUUUGGCAUUGGGAAGCAAUUCCCUAUCUUUUCAGGGAGGAGUUAGGCAUGGGGGAAAAUAGCCUGAGUGACAGAAAUGCUGUGUAGUUUUUCCCACAACUGUACUUUUAUUUAGUUUCUGAAGGAACUGAAGUGGGAAGCCUAUUCCUUAAUUUUUAUGCUUCAAACUGUAAUUGGAUCUAACAUCAUUGAAAUGCUUUUAUAUGGAAAGAAAAGUGAUCCCUGCUGGUAGAAACAGAUAUGCUAGAGAAAUGACUAAGCUAGAGAGAGCCUCUCCUACAAGAUCUAAUUUAUUACAUAUAAAUAUUGUGUGUGUGUGUGUGUGCGCACACACACAUUUUAAUUUUAAAAGGACCAGCUGACCUGGAGAAAUGUUCCAACUAAUUCAGUAUCUUGUUUUUUCACAGAUGCCUCUGAGAAUCUCAUAGGUCAAGCUAUAGCAAUAGCAUCCUCUUCACUUCUCAGGACCUAAUACUGAGAGACAUAGUUAAGAUGAUAAAUAAUUGUUUUGAUCGUUGUCAUUCUGUCGUGGGCUCUCGGGAAUUAUUUCCUCCAACUAAAUUAGUUUAUGUAUAUAGUUUAUUUGGAAAUAUAUUCAUUACUGUAAUGGGAAAGUAUUAGUUACAACUGCCUCAUUGAUUUCUCUCUCUCUAGUUAACCCUCAGUUUGUUCUCUUUAAAGUUGAAUAAAAGGAGGCAGAGUCAGUAUACUGUGAAAUGCUAAACUGGAAUUUAAAAACCGUUGUGAAUUUCUCAUGAAGGAUCUACAAGUUAGAGCUAAAUAGUGUCUCAUAGGAUUUUCUGCAAGAUCCUAGUGUUUUCAGUGUUAUGUCCUGCAUGAGUAUUCAUUUUGGAGGGCAGAACUGACCCAAAAUAUAUAUUUUUAAAUGACUUGUCUCUUUGGAUUUCCAGAGAGAGAGCAUUCAGGUUUUUUUUAUCUACUUGAAUGCAACCACAAGUUACUGGCUUGGCAAAUCAAAGGUAUGGUGCUUUUAUGUAUUUUUGUUUAAUCAAUAACAAUUUAUGACUGUUCUAGUUAGUUCCCUAAGGGACAACAUAAUAGAACAGGGUUUGGUCUCUCCUCCAAUUCUUCAUGAGCAGAAACUCACACUGUGGCUAGUUAGGCUGGCUUUUUAUUUUUUCUCAACAUAAGGUAAGAAGAGUUUGCUUUGCACUCUUGUUCUUUGCUUGCUAGUUCCUGAAGUGUUUUACCGGAAAUAGAAGCUUUGGCUGCUCUUCAGUUGGUUUGCACCUGCUACUUAAUCCCUUCAGCACCUGGAGCAGUAAACACCCUUCCUGGCUUGCCGCAACAAUUAUUAACUUUUAGUGCAGCUGUUGCACUAGUCAUAUGCCAGGAUAAUGCUAACAGAGCCACCAGACCAUUCCAGAGUGUUUAACUAUCUAACUAUGAAAAAAUAUCUGUAAGUUAGUUAUCAUACAAGCUGUAAGUAGAAUAGAGAUUUGAAGCUAUUGUACAUGUUGCAAGUUCUGGCCUAUCGCCUGUUUUGCUCUGAAUCCCACAAAAGCACUAAAGAUUUUUGUAAUGCAAAAAAAGUAAAAGGUUCAAAAUAAACAGUUGGAUUGUAUUUAAAAAUAAAUCAUUUAAAUAUACAAUCCUAUCACAAAUAACGUUUUAAACGCAUUUAAAAUCGACGAUAAGCUACUUGAAAUAUGGUAGAAGAGCAAAAAGGAAGAAAGUCAUUGUUUGUUGCAGAAUCAGGUAUAAAAAAAGAGAAGCUGGGCUCACCCUGAAGAAGACAAAAGAAAUAAACAUUUGCAUGGCUAUUACAUUAAAUCCUACAUCUGUAGUCUUCAUAAUAUCUCCUUAGAUUUUAUAUAAAUGUGUACAUCUUGAUUUCAUGUUUCCCUUUUGUUAGAUGGUGGUUGGGCAAAAAAGUAAGAUACAAACCUUUGAAGUCUCUGCAGGAUAUUUUGCAUUUCAGUCUGAUGAUCAGUGCAGAAUUAGAAGUGAAAGCAACUUCUACGGCAGAUUUAAAAAGGAUUGCACUGUCAUUCCAUUACAUUCUCUUUUUCCAGUAGUAGGGACACAAUCACAACAUGCUUUAUAUGACCCCCUUUUGCAUAUGACCCCUAUACAUAAGGGAAGUAAGGGAUUAGAGAACUAUUCUAUUUACAUAAGCAUUUUAAUGGUUUGAGACAAAAAUAUUUAAUACUGUUCCCGAUGAGUACCAUCCUUGCAGUUUUUAGGAAAAGAAAUGAUGCCUUCCAUCUUUGGUAGCCCUGUGGCAUUUCAUUUCCACUUAACCUGUAUGUCCUUUUCUGCUAGACAUCUUGAAUGUCAAAAUUAGUACUGUCUGAUAUAAAUUUAUAAGGACCCCAGACUGACCCAUUCCUUAAUUAACUUGUCAUUAUUAUGUUUCAUAUGUAUUUCUUUUUCCUUUUUCAAAUUGCUUACAUACAAUCAUAGUAAGAGCUUUUAAGCUUUCUACUGUUUUUCCCAAAACAUGUUUCUUAUUUUUAGCCAAUCAGUUUCCUAUAUUGCAAAUAUUUUGAAAGAAACCCUCAUUUAGAGAGUUACGAUAUACUGGUAGUGAGUUCCAGAUGAGAUGAGGGAAUCAUAUGUUUAAACUCUUCAAUUAUAUUUUCUUUUCAGACAUUGUUUUAAGGCUUUGUUGCCAACUAAUUGUUGUGGCAUCCUCCCUAGUCCUUAUUUUCCUUUUCAGGGCAAAAUUACAGAUUUCUUCUGUUACACUCUUAUGAUAUAAAUCUUCAAUGAACAGAAGAAAGUGAUUCUAUGAUCUGUGUUCAGAGUAUAUACCAUAAUAUGGGCACUGUGUUUAAUACAAAUGGCUGUUGUGGGCCCUGGGUUGAUAAGAAGAUGCAGGAGCAUGCAAGUUUCUUGCUGGAUCUUUUAAUUCCAGGUUAAGAUGAACUAGCUUUCUUUCCAGUUUUACUUUCAAGGAUGAACCCCACCCCCCAAACUUACCUUAGAGAAAGAAAAACCUAUUUAAAUAAUUUUAAAAUGUAUGAAAAGGUUCAAAAAUUUAACAGUACUUUAUGAACAAUGCUGCCCAUGACUUAGCUUUUCUGGAGCUGUAUUUAACAAUAGCAAAGACCCAUGGUGUGUGUCUGCGUGUGCGUUUGUGAACAUGUAUGCAAAUACAUGCACAGUUUAAUCUAGUUUAAGGACAUAAAAUUGGUAUUCAGUAGUAGCAAUUCUGAAUUGUACUGCAGCUGAAAACAGCACAUGAGAGUUAAAAGUUUGAAUUGAGGUAGCAUCACACUUCAAAUGAAAAGAAGUAUUUUUCCUUUUUUGAAUGGUUUUAUCUCAAUAGGAACUAAAGUUCUCUAUUCAGCAGAGGGCUUGCUAAUUUUUUUUUCUUUUUGAAGGGAGAAGAACUCUUGUGGGGUGUUAGUUUUAUACUUCAGAUGGCUGUACUGUAGUUCUAGGAAGCUUUAAACAAAUUGAAAUAUACUUUUGGAGAAAUUAAUCCUUAGACUUGUUCAGAUGCUAAUUCUGACUGCUGAGGCUGUUUUGAAAAGCUUCAGCUGAGAUGAACCUUUUUGUAGUUCAUCUGUGUGUGAGUGUGUGCAUAUGUGUGGGGGGGAGCACGUAUGUGUGUGUGUGUGUUCAUUUCUCUACAAAUAUAUUUAGAGUUACUGCAGAAACUGACUGAAAACAGUUUACUUCUCCUGCAGUAAUAUUUCAAUAUUUUAGUAUACCCUUUUUCUACCAAAAAAAAAAAAAGCAAUGAAAACCUAAACUAGCAGUUUUUAAAAUAUUUUAUAUUAGUUUGUAAUGUAUAUUCUUACAUUAUCACAGUGCUGGUAUGAACUACUUUUUUGUAAUAUUUUUGUGAAUCACAAAGCUUUUGUUUCCCUUCUGUGUAUUCAAAGUACAUUAAACCUGUUUGCAUAUUGUG
This is a messenger RNA of Pantherophis guttatus, 8687 nucleotides long. It is a transcript of the gene SUFU, whose product is annotated as SUFU negative regulator of hedgehog signaling. The record is from RefSeq and is a predicted model, not a curated record. Gene Ontology annotation, cellular component: cytoplasm; nucleus. Gene Ontology annotation, molecular function: transcription factor binding. Lineage: Eukaryota; Metazoa; Chordata; Lepidosauria; Squamata; Colubridae.